UGUCGCCGCCCUCUCCUCGCCAUGCGGACUUCGGUCAAGCUGAAAACUGCCGCAUUUUGACCUGUUUACGAGAAAGGAAAUUGAAAACAAGAAAGGCGAAGGGAAACAAAGAGAAGCAUUCGAGGAAGUCAGACAAGAAUAGAGGUUUUUUCGUUUUUGUUUGCAUUUCUAUUCGGAACCCACUUUUUUUCCUUUCCUCCUUUCUCUCUAUCUGCGUUGGGAGGUUGAGAGGAGAAGGGGGAGAUUGGUUGUUCUUCUUCAGGAUUUGGGAAAGAAACAGAAAGUUAGUUGCUUUGCCUUGGGAUUUGGUGGAAAAAGGUCGGAGUUUGGAAAAAUAGGAAGAUGAAUGUGAUGCGGAGGCUUAAAAGCUUCACAUUCGGUCGCAGCAAUACAGAUAUUGAAGGCAACUUUGGCGAGGUGCAAUAUGAAAUGAAUGAGCUUUAUAGUUGUUCGACUUUUCGCUCUUAUUUUAAGGUGGUGAUUCUAGCACCAAGAAAGUGAAGAGCAACAAGAAAGUGACAAAUAAGUGUUCUGAAGUUAAAGAGAAAGCAAUGGCUAUGAAUGGAAAUGCAAGUUCAAAACAUUUGAAGGCUAAUACAAGCUCCUCCAAUUCUAGUGCCAUGAAUGGAAAUGCAAAGGAGGAUGCCAAUCUGCUUCCAAAGAAAUUGCAGGGCAUGAAAAUUAGAGAUGAUGAACUAGGUGAUGAUAAGGAAGUGGAAUGUAGAACCUUAAAAGGGAAUGGAAUUGAGGCUGGUCAGAUAAUUACAACAACAAUUGAUGAUCAGGAUGGUCAGCCAAAACAGGCUAUCUCUUACAUGGCUGAACGUGUGGUUGGUACUGGUUCAUUUGGUGUUGUGUUUAAAGCCAAGUGUCUAGAAACGUCCAAAACCGUUGCCAUUAAGAAGGUGCUGCAAGAUAAGAGAUAUAGGAAUAGGGAGCUACAGAUAAUGCAGUUGCUUGCCCAUCCAAAUGUUGUUCAGCUUUAUCACCAUUUCUUUUCAACAACUGAAAAGGAUGAACUAUACUUGAAUCUUGUUUUAGAAUACGUCUCGGAGACUAUUUGUCGCUUGUCAAAGCAUUAUUUUCGGAUUAACCAACACAUGCCUUUGAUCUACAUUCGACUUUAUUCAUACCAGAUAUGUCGUGCUCUUGCUUAUGUUCAUGAUGUGGUUGGAGUAUGUCAUCGCGACAUUAAGCCCCAAAAUCUGUUGGUCAAUCCCCACACUCAUCAGCUAAAGCUCUGUGAUUUUGGUAGUGCCAAAAAAUUGGUACAAGGUGAACCUAAUAUUUCUUAUAUUUGCUCGCGGUACUAUAGGGCUCCUGAACUAAUAUUUGGAGCAACAGAAUACACCACUGCAAUUGACCUGUGGUCCGUUGGCUGUGUGUUGGCCGAGCUUCUCUUAGGACAGCCUUUGUUUCCCGGGGACAGCGCUGUUGAUCAGCUGGUGGAGAUUGUUAAGGUUUUAGGAACACCAACAACGGAAGAAAUUAAAUGCAUGAAUCCAAACUACACAGAGUUCAGAUUUCCUCAAAUCAAACGACACUCAUGGAGCAAGGUUUUCAAUAAAAGGAUGCCUCCUGAUGCGGUAGAUUUUAUAUCAAAGCUGCUUCAAUACUCGCCAAAGUUGAGAUUAACAGCUUUAGAGGCCUGUGCUCAGCCCUUUUUUGAUGAACUGAGAGACCCAAACACUUCUCUACCGGAUGGCCGGCCGCUACCGCCUUUGUUCAAUUUCACCGACCAAGAGCUUGCUGGUGCUUCUCCAGAACUGGUUCAGCGCUUAAUUCCAGCAGAUACAAAGAAGUAGAAAAUAUGAGUAGAAUUCAUUUGACUUGGCUUCAGCUGCUAUUAGCUCUACCUUUUCCUCUUAAUCUUACUGCAAAUAGAUCUACAGAUCAAUUUAAGAACCAAUUCUUUGAUAUUCAUUUGGUAUGAAUGGUGUGUUUCUCUUGAUCAUUUUUUCCUUAACAAAGAGUUCAAAUCAGCUGUAACGAUUACUCCAAACUCUUCCUUAGAAGCUAAGAAAUUUGUAGUAGUUUGCUCCCAAUUCAUUAAUGGCCAAGAAUGUCUUUUAUGUAUA
Molecule: messenger RNA, 2078 nt
Organism: Dendrobium catenatum
Lineage: Eukaryota; Viridiplantae; Streptophyta; Magnoliopsida; Asparagales; Orchidaceae
Product: shaggy-related protein kinase epsilon
Exons: 14
Coding region: 552-1805 (417 amino acids)
Biological process (GO): signal transduction; protein phosphorylation
Cellular component (GO): cytoplasm
Molecular function (GO): ATP binding; protein serine/threonine kinase activity
Source: RefSeq, a predicted model, not a curated record